UGUGGAAGUAAUCGAGGAACGCUUCCAGUCGACGACAGUUUAUGACGUUGAGCUCUAUUUUUUGGGUCCAUAUCAAUACUUUCUGAUGAAUUGCACGGACGUUUGCCAUUGUAAAUCACUUAUUUCUCAAGCCAAAAAGAAAGAGGACCCGCUAACGCCACAAUAGUAGCAGGCAUGUCAGAGUCUGGUCACACGCGGUUUUGUGCAAUUAACGUUAGCUAGCUACUGUGUUUUCCUUUCGUGAACUGCUCGGUCUUGCCAGACAUAUUUAGUAACGUUAAUGUAUUAUUGCAGAAAUGUAACAGGAGUCGACUGUAGUUGCUAGCAAACGUUACAUAAAACCACUAUUACCAAAUAAUAGAAGAGGAAAGAGAGGACUUAAACGUUACAUGUUGGGCAUUAGCUACAAGGUAGCGUUGCAACUUGGCAAUAAUACUUAACGUUACCUAGCUUAGCUUUACUUGCUAGCGUACUAGUGUGGGUUCGCUACUUUGACAGGUCUCAUUACUCUUAACACUUGCAAUAUUAGCUACAAAUGUUACUAACAGCGAACACCUUAGUUAAAGUUAGUUAGCUCGCUGAAUUAUCUGGUUGGCAGUGCCGUUGAGCAUUCAACGGGUAACGAACCUAGCCAUCUUAUUUUAAGUUAUUUGUACGAACAUAUUUGCCCUAUUUUGCCACAAUGUUCAAGCUUUGUCUUCAGAUAGCUCUACGACCCACCAUCCCAACAAGAGCAGUGCUGGAAAGUGUCACGGUCAGAAAGGUUUUGAAGGUGUCCCACUUGCAAAGUUGUUGGAUGGGAACGCUCGGACGCAACGAGCCGCGGGAACCCCUAAACUCUCCGAAAAGAGCGAAAGAAUUCAUCUACAGCCUUCACCCCAAAGAAAGAAAAUGCUUGCUGAAAGAACUGCAGAGCUUUGAAUCCAUAGCUAUAGCUCAAGAGACUCAAGAGGCUUCACCGCUUACUCAAGCUCAGAUCAAAUACGUGCUUCUACACAAUGCGAUCCCCUUUAUUGGUUUUGGCUUCCUGGACAAUGCCAUCAUGAUUGCAGCAGGAACCCAGAUUGAGUUGUCUAUAGGUGUCACCUUUGGAUUAUCUACCAUGGCAGCUGCAGCUCUUGGGAACCUAGUGUCAGACCUGGCUGGACUUGGUCUUGCCGGAUACGUGGAGGUCCUAGCCUCCAGGCUAGGGAUGCAGGUUCCUGACCUCACACCCAAGCAGGCGGACAUGUGGCAGACCAGGGUUAGCUCCCACAUGGGAAAAGGCAUUGGAGUCACAAUCGGAUGCAUUCUCGGAAUGUUCCCCCUGUUAUUCCUAGGGGAUGAUGAGGAUGAGAGCAAGAAAAAAGAAGCACACACCAACACCACAGACUCUUAACAGCAUGUGAACCAGCUUUCUGGUCUCAGGGUCAAUUGCAAGCUGCAUCAUCAGCAUGAUUUUAAAUGAAUCUCUAACUCUGGAAAACCUUUCUUCUCUAUUUCAUAAUAUAAUACAUGUAAUUUAUCCAAAGCGACAUAGUCAUGGGUGCACACAUUUUACUUUCGGGUGGUCCCGGUAAUCAAACCCACUGUGCUGGCGUUGCAAGUGCCAUGCUCUACCAACUGAGCUACCAAAUAACCUUCCAAAAAUGUACUAUGAGCCAUUAGGCUUACAAAGUAGUUGCAUUUGAUGGCAAGUUAUUUUCAUAGGAUGGAUUUUGUAGAUGAAUUUGCCUAGGAGUUGAAAAUGAGUUUGAGAUGACUUUAAACGAAUGUUUUAAGAUUGUGAAACAAAGGAGUGAACUGCUACCUCGAUGGCAUUUUAUUUUUUGGGAUUUGAAACAGCAAGAGUUGAACUAGCUUGUGCAAUAUAUCUUUUUUGUUGAGGAAUUUCUGUACAAUAUAUUAUGCAUUGAACUUUAUUGAUUUAGUUUGUCAACAAGGAAAAAGCAAUUACGCUAUGAUUAUUAGCACUACCAACCCUGUUUUUCAGACGCAUAAUUACAAACAUACCUCUACUACACGCGCACUAAAUUGAGUGGGUGUAAUGCCUUGGGUUCCUAGCAUGUCAGGCUUAAGUUGCCUAUCUAUUCUAACUGCUGAUCUAUGUCUCUUAGCUUUCACAUGUAUUUUUAGCUAAGCCAAUUUUCACAGUCCAUACCAUAGAAGUGCCUCACUUUAUUUUCUUCACAUCACUCUAACCAAAUGUAUUUUUAUGACCUUUUUAAAAACCAGCACGUAGGAGAUUUAAUUUUGUGAAGUAUUAAACUUCAUGUUUGAAAGAACGUCAUUGUUAAUAUGCUUGAUUUUAAAGAAAUUAAGGAAACGAAGUAAGCUGAACAACAGAGUAAAACUGCGCACUCACUGUUUGUUGAAAUGCAAUUACAGCACCUACUAUUCCGUUGCCAUUAUGAUUGACUUUUUGUGGGAUAGUUACUGUUUGUUCACUGAUUGACAACCAUUUGCUUAUGGUGGCCUAAUCAAACUAGUCAUUUAUUGUGUGAAAGGAUCUUCUUUGUGUUUUCUGUCUAUGAAUAUUGGUUUUCGUUUUUCCGUUUGCCUUUUCGUAUUACAGUAAAUGCAGUACUUAAACUGGAAUGCCCCUCACCAUGCUGCUGUAUUUCCUCAUGAACUGUAGAGAAUGUUCAUAAUGACCCUUAUUAUUUAAACUAUUACUGCCAAAUGCAGUUUUCUUUUUGUCGCCAAAGUACUUGGCUGUAAAACGAAAACUGCAUAUUUCAGCACAACCAGACUGAUAAGAAAACGGGCACCAAGGUGUAACAUAAAUGCUUUGAUGGGUUUUGUUUGAAAGCAAUGGAAAUGUUCUGUUCUGGGUGACUAGUAUUUCUGCAGUUUGAUCAUGGUCUCACUCCAUCCCUUUCUUCUGCGCUAAUAGAAACCAUGCACUUGUUCCUCACCUCCUCUGCCCUCUGGUGGACGGAGACAUUUUGUAUCUGCCCCGACUCAUUCUCCCUACUGCUUAUCCUCCUGGCGACCUCUGGUCUUGCUUGUUGCACCACUGUUCUGGGCUUGCUGGAGACUCCUGGUCACAUGUGCCCUUCAGCUGUUUUAGGCUCUACGGCUCCAGAGACCCUUGAUCCACACGCUCUGUCCUCUUCUAUUUGGUGUUUGUCUAACUCUACUCCAUUGGUCUCCUCUAUAGCCUCGGGAAAACCCAGACAUAUGUUGGAACAUGUUAAUGUGGAAGGUAAGCCAUCUUGCAUCUCUAGGAUGUAUUUGGCUCUUGCCAAUUUUCUCCUGCAAUCUUCAUGGGAUCUCCAUCUCUUUCUGUCUUUUCACCUGAACACUUGUUCUCUAUCCCAAACAUGUACAUCAAGUUUCCUUCAAUCUUGUUUGGUGUUCUGUUCUCCAGUUUGAUUCCUGUGGUAUGGUUCUCUGUUUGUCUGUUUUGCCAUCUGUAUCUGAACCUCACUCCCUGUCAUUGCUUUCCAACUCUUCUCUCCCUUCUUGGCUAUUGGUCCACCAUGAUAUCAAAGCACACCUCGUCUGAUUCUUUUUUUCUCUUUGUCACCAUUAAUGACAUGAUAGAAAGUCUGGCAUGGUAAUAAGAACUAUUCAUUUAAACAAACAUGGACUUAUUUAAUGUUCAUCCCCACUCCCAUGUAAAUGACAGGUGCAUAAAAUGUAUCUAUGCUGCCAUGUUUACAUACUUAUGCCAACAAAAAUAGAGAAAAUACUGUUUGAUCGCUCUUGUAUUUUGCAAUGAUUUAAUAAACCGAUUGGAACUAUUUCACCAUUUGA
Molecule: messenger RNA, 3741 nt
Organism: Oncorhynchus tshawytscha (Chinook salmon)
Lineage: Eukaryota; Metazoa; Chordata; Actinopteri; Salmoniformes; Salmonidae
Gene: tmem65
Product: transmembrane protein 65
Exons: 7
Coding region: 683-1378 (231 amino acids)
Biological process (GO): regulation of cardiac conduction; cardiac ventricle development
Cellular component (GO): mitochondrion
Source: RefSeq, a predicted model, not a curated record